This is a messenger RNA of Closterium sp. Yama58-4, 396 nucleotides long. The record is from the annotation of a GenBank genome assembly. Lineage: Eukaryota; Viridiplantae; Streptophyta; Zygnematophyceae; Desmidiales; Closteriaceae.
AUGAGAGAGUGCGCCGAGCGACGGGAGGAGAAGAGACAGAAGAACAAUGCUGACCUAGAAGCCAACACCCCCAGUGAUCUCAUAGACAUGCUGCCAGCAUACCUCUGGCACAAAGUUUUCAGCUAUCUGCUGCUGCCACCCGGCUCCUCCCACCCCGAGACUCCCCUUCUCCGGGGCAGGCGAAAGUUUCCAUGGUAUCUCGCCGCUACAGAGCAACCCACAGCGGACAGGAACCUGCCCGUGAGAUUUGCGGACCCUGAUUUCACGCCAGCCGGGCAGCACUGGAAGAACGCGAGGAGCUAUGGCAGCGGGUGGGCGCUGCUGUGCUGUGCCAUGGCGAGCAAGAGGCUGCUCGCGCUCGUGCUCUCCUUCUCCGCACAGUACUCCCGCAGUUGA